AGAGGCGACGCCGGUAUCUCUCCUCCGGAUCUGAAAACCCUAAUCCUCUGUCGCUUGCCUUUGAACUGCUGCCUCGUUGCGAUCGGAUUGGCCGGAGCAGCUUCGAGAAUGGCGGCGAGUGAGAGCACCGUGCUUCAGUUCUCAUCAACCUCGACGGCGAUCUCAGCGACUGUCCAUCCGUUGGUUAUAUUCAAUAUCUGCGACUGCUACGUGAGGCGGCCCGACCAGGCGGAGCGCGUCAUCGGCACGCUCCUCGGCUCGAUCUUGCCGGACGGCACUGUCGAUGUCCGCAACUCGUAUGCGGUUCCUCACAAUGAGUUCUCUGAUCAGGUGGCAUUGGAUAUUGACUAUCAUCACAAUAUGCUUUUAUCUCACCAGAAGGUCAACCCGAAAGAAGUGAUAGUUGGAUGGUAUUCAACGGGUUUCGGAGUUAAUGGUGGCAGUGCCUUGAUCCAUGACUUCUAUUCUCGAGAAGUCACGAACCCUAUACACUUGACAGUCGAUACUUGUUUCACCAAUGGGCAGGCUUCCAUUAAAGCUUAUGUUUCGACUAACCUGUCUCUCGGGGACAGGCCUCUUGCUGCACAAUUUCAGGAGAUUCCUUUGGAUCUAAGGAUGGUGGAAGCAGAAAGAGUUGGAUUUGAUAUCUUGAAGAAACCAGUAGUUGAAAAACUCCCGAAUGAUUUGGAGGGAAUGGAAGCCUCAAUGGGACGGCUGCUGUCUUUAAUUGAUGAUGUCUAUAAAUAUGUCGACAGUGUUGUGGAAGGCCAUGUCCCAGCAGACAAUAACAUAGGAAGAUUCAUAGCCGACGCUGUAGCUUCCGUUCCCAAAUUGUCAACUUUUGAUAAGCUUGUGAAUGACAGUAUCCAGGACCAACUGCUCUUACUCUACCUCUCCAGCAUUACAAGGACACAACUCAGCUUAGCCGAAAAGUUGAACACUGCUGCUCAGAUUCUGUAACUCUCUCUGUCUUGUACCUCUCCUGAUGAAGCGAUUUAUGCAAUGAUGAGGUUUAUAAUUUGGCUCUCCUUUCUCGAUGUAAGGAUACCAUGAUAGCUGGCUCUUUGUGAGUGCAAGUUUUUGCCAAUUAUUUAUUAGAUAGAAAGUUCUCCCUCCUAUUUCAUUCAGAGAAGCUGCCAAAAGAAUCUAAACUGUAACGACUUGUAAUGCUAGUUUUGUUUGCAAAAUCUAUUCUCUGGUGAGUCUGUUAACA
Molecule: messenger RNA, 1213 nt
Organism: Punica granatum (pomegranate)
Lineage: Eukaryota; Viridiplantae; Streptophyta; Magnoliopsida; Myrtales; Lythraceae
Source: RefSeq, a predicted model, not a curated record